UAGGGAGCCAGCCUGAAUACUUGAACUGAAGCACUUAGGAAGACACAGCUUUUGUCUGUGCAGAUUUCCUCUGUGGUUAUUUUUUUCAUAGUAACACAGUCCUGGAUAAUCACUUCAUAGGAGAGGAGAUUUUUCAUUUAAACGGCACCAUGAGGCACCUACGUGCACAGGGGCAUAAGCCCCCUGUGUUAUUGGAGUGCGAGCACCUGAGAUGUCACUGAAAAGGGAAAAACCAGUAGAUACUUCUACGCUGAAAAAAAUUGCUGCAGACAUGAGCAAUAUAAUAGAGAGCCUGGACACGAGGGAGCUCCACUUUGAGGGAGAAGAGGUGGAUUCUGACGUGUUAAAUGAACCAAAAACACCUGCAGGCAUCCCAUUUUCUACCAUUUAUAACACUCAAGGAUUCAAAGAGCCUCAUAUACAGACAUUUCUAACUGGGUGUCCGAUUAGAGUGAGAGUGUUGGAAGUCGAGCGUUUUACCUCAACAACAAAGGUACCAAGUCCAAAUGUUUACACUAUUGAGUUAACACAUGGGGAAUUUACAUGGCAAGUGAAAAGGAAAUUCAAGCACUUUCAAGAAUUUCACAGGGAACUGCUGAGAUACAAAGCCUUUAUACGAAUCCCUAUCCCUAUAAGGAGUCACACAGUUAGAAGACAAAGUAUCAAAAGAGGAGAAACCAGGCAGAUGCCAAGUUUACCGCGCACCUCUGAGAACAUGGUUCGAGAAGAACACUUCUCAAGUAGAAGGAAACAACUAGAGGACUAUUUGACAAAAAUCUUAAAAAUGCCUAUGUACAGGAACUACCAUGGAACGAUGGAAUUCAUUGGUGUAAGCCAGCUGUCAUUCAUCCAUGACCUAGGGCCAAAGGGAAUAGAAGGCAUGAUCAUGAAAAGAUCUGGGGGCCACAGAAUACCUGGUCUCAACUGCUGUGGUCAAGGAAGCGUCUGCUAUCGCUGGUCCAAAAGGUGGUUAGUUGUGAAGGACUCUUUCCUCCUGUACAUGAAGCCAGAUUCUGGAGCCAUUGCUUUUGUUCUCCUGGUAGAUAAAGAAUUCAAAAUUAAGAUUGGUAAGAAAGAGACUGAAACUAAAUAUGGAUUGCAGAUUGACAACCUCUCUAGAUCAUUGAUUUUGAAGUGUAACAGCUAUAGACAUGCCCGAUGGUGGGGACAGGGAAUAGAGGAAUUCAUCCAGAAAAAUGGCCAAAACUUUCUGAAAGAUCACAGAUUUGGGUCUUAUGCAGCUGUGCGAGAGAGAACUUUGGCAAAGUGGUAUGUAAAUGCAAAGUGGUACUUUGAAGAUGUUGCUAAUGCAAUGGAGGCAGCUAAAGAAGAAAUUUUCAUCACAGAUUGGUGGCUGAGCCCAGAAAUCUUUAUGAAACGACCUGUGGUAGAAGGAAAUCGCUGGAGACUAGACUGCAUUUUGAAGCGGAAAGCACAACAAGGAGUGAAAAUUUUUGUUAUGCUCUACAAAGAGGUGGAACUUGCCCUAGGAAUCAACAGUGAAUAUAGCAAGAGGACCCUGAUGCGUUUGCAUCCCAACAUUAAGGUGAUGAGGCAUCCAGACCAUGUGUCAUCCUCAGUGUACCUGUGGGCCCAUCAUGAGAAACUUGUUAUCAUUGACCAGUCCGUAGCGUUUAUUGGUGGCAUAGACUUGGCCUAUGGGAGGUGGGAUGACGACGAGCACAGGCUGACUGAUGUUGGCAGCGUUAAGCGAAUUUCAGGAACAAAGUCCACGAUGAAUCUAGCAGCUGCAGCUGAAUCUACUGAAGCUUUAGCCCUAAAACCUUAUGCUGAUUCUGUGGGAGACCGGAAAACUCUGGAUGAUGCCCUGGAUUCCUCACGGCUGAAAGGAAUAGGAAAAGCCAGGAAGUUUGCCAGGUUCAGCAUUUAUAGGCAGCUCCAUAAACAUGGCAUACAUCACUCUGACAGUGUGAGCAGCAUCGACAGUGAGUCAAGUUAUUGCAAUCCUAGUAGGAGUCAACAGAAUUUAAUCCAGAGUUUAAAACCCCAUCUGAAAAUGUUUCAUCACCACACUGAGUCCAGGCAAGGGCUUGCUGAGUCUGAGAAGGAUAAAGGAUCGAUCCGCAGUUUGAAGACUGGUGUUGGAGAGCUCUUUGGGGAAACCAGAUUCUGGCAUGGAAAGGACUAUUGCAACUUUGUUUUUAAAGACUGGGUUCAGCUUGACAAGCCAUUUGCUGAUUUCAUUGACAGACAUACCACACCAAGAAUGCCAUGGCAUGACAUUGCCUCUGUGGUACAUGGCAAAGCAGCACGGGAUAUCGCUCGACACUUUAUUCAGCGCUGGAACUUCACAAAGAUCAUGAAGCCCAAAUACAGAUCCCUCUCCUACCCAUUCCUGUUGCCAAAAUCUCAGCAAACUGCCAACGAGUUGAAGUAUCAAGUGCCUGAGUCUGUUUUGGCCACUGUCCAGGUGCUCCGUUCUGCUGCUGAUUGGUCAGCGGGCAUUAAGUAUCAUGAAGAAUCCAUCCACGCUGCCUAUGUUAACGUGAUAGAAAACAGCAAACAUUUCAUAUAUAUAGAAAACCAAUUUUUUAUUAGCUGUGCUGAUGACAGAGUUGUAUCGAACAAGAUUGGAGAUGCAAUUGCUCAGAGGAUUCUUAAAGCCCACAGGGAGAACAAGCGGUUCCGAGUAUAUGUGGUGAUCCCGCUGCUGCCUGGAUUCGAAGGAGAUAUUUUAACUGGAGGAGGGAAUGCACUGCAGGCCAUAAUGCAUUUCAACUACAGGACCAUGUGCAGGGGAGAUCGUUCUAUUCUGGGGCAGUUGAAAACAGAAAUUGGGGGGGAUAAGUGGAUAAACUACAUAUCAUUCUGUGGGCUUCGAACAUACGCUGAAUUAGAAGGAAAACUUGUCACCGAAUUGAUCUAUGUUCACAGCAAAUUGCUAAUAGCCGAUGACAACACUGUCAUAAUUGGCUCCGCUAACAUCAAUGACCGCAGCUUGCUGGGAAAGCGUGACAGUGAAAUGGCUAUUCUUGUGCAAGACACCGAAACUGUCCCCUCCAUGAUGGAUGGAGAGGACUAUCGAGCUGGAAAAUUUGCUCAGUCACUCCGUCUCCGGUGCUUUCGGGUUGUUCUUGGUUGUUCAACAAAUCAAAAUGUCGAUCUCCUUGAUCCUGUUUGUGACAGAUUCUUCAAGGAGAUGUGGGUUUCCACAGCUGCUCGCAACGCUACUAUCUUCGACAAGGUUUUCCGAUGCCUUCCCAGUGAUGAGGUGAACAAUUUAGUCCAGCUCCGUGACUUCAUCAACAGGCCAAUAUUAGCAAAUGAAGAUCCUGUGAAAGCAGCAGAAGAAUUGAAAAAGAUUCAUGGAUUUCUAGUCCAAUUCCCUUUUCGUUUCCUGGAGGAAGAAAACUUGCUUCCUUCUGUUGGAACAAAAGAAUCCAUGGUGCCCAUGGAGGUUUGGACUUAAGAAGAGGUAGACUGCUUUAGAGUUGAAAGCCUGGUUCUUUGGAGACGAGUUUGCACACAGUCUGAUUUCAAGAAGCUUUUUUUGCUGAGGUGGCCGCAGAGAAGGUCUUCACCAAGCUAAUGUGCCUUUCGUAAGGAUUUUGGUGGAACAGUUUCAGACAAAAUUACACUAUCAUGGGAGGAAAAAAAGAGUUGGAAACUCUGAUUGAUAUACUCUAUCCACUAAAAAUAAGUUACUACUUAGCAUAUUCUAAGCACCUUACAGAUGCAGGCCACUUGUUAUGAAGGAAAAAAAAUAGUAAUAUAUAAUACUACUACCAGUGCGCUCAGACAUGUACCAUAAUUGUGAUGUGGCUACGCAGGAGUUGUAGGCUCUUUGUAUUUUCUGAUUUUUUGUGACACAGUUUAUUAGCUAGCUGGAGUAAUCCUCUUCAUCAUCCCUGUUUUGUAUGCCAUCAAGACAAUGCAUACACCUCCAUAAUCAUUGGGAAAUGUUGCCUGAUUCUGCUUUGGGCAUUCCUAAGAUCUUUGCUGGCUGAGUUUAAAUGUUACAUUUCUUACACAGAAAAAGACCGACCAUUUUCUGGUCAUAAUCAGUAUUUUAGCCUUUUCCCCCACCCCGAGGGAGUACAUCUUUACUAUUGGUACAGCAGUCAACAUUCCCGAUGCACACAGUGCAAAACCAUGUAGAUCUUAGCAAUGGGCAACCCCAGCUGAGCUUGAAGGGCUGGCAAUUCCCGAGGACUGGCAGUCUCCUGAAUUAUGUUCCUUGGGGUUUACAGACCUUAGGUGGAUGAAACUUUUUUUUCUUAUCAUUUAAGAUGUUUUUAUUACAUUUUAUUCCCCAAGGGAGAAUUGACUUUUUAACCAGAACCUUGGGCUGUGAACAGACGUAGCAUUUCUCCUGGGGCAAAGUCUUUUGCCCUGGGAUCCUACGCAGGUACACAUGCACUGCCCUAGUCCGAGUCCCUCUGAAGUAUGCGGCAUACAAUGUGCUAACACUUCUUUUACCUGGGACAUUGUGGUGUGUGUCUGUAAGGUGAUUGCGGGUCAUUCCAGAGACAAGCCUGCCAGGCUGUGUGCUCUUGCUGGCCACGCGCUGGCAGAGGAGCAGCAAUGCAGCUUAGAGCACCAUGCAAAUCACUGCUACGACUGUUCUGCUCUGAGCCACGUCCUAGGACAAUCAGGCCUGCGUCAAAGAGAGAGGUAUUUACAGCCCUACCUUUUUCUAGCUAACGAGAGCUUGGUGCUAUGUAUGAGGGAAAAUACAAUCCCAAAAGCUAGUCCGGCUAAAAUGGGCUCCUCUUUUAUAUCACAGUGCUGUCUAUUAACACUGCAUUCAGUCCAUGGAGCAUUCCUCCUACUUCCUUGCCCUCCAGCCAACCUCCAGUGAAUGUGUCCAAUAUUUGUUGAGAGAAACCUGAAAUUUCAAGUGAACCAUGUUCAAGGUGGAUAGAAGUUACUCAUAUUGAGAUCACACGUCCAUCUAUACUCUGCCUUGGGGACCUACUCCACCAUGGAUCAUCAUUAGGGACCUACCAAAAUGAUAGUUUCAUGUUUUUUGUAGAAAAUGCAAAAUGGGGGGGUUUCCAUGAAAAACAGCAAGCUCUGCGCUUUUGGCAGGCUCACUAAAAACCCCCUAAAACUUAAGCAGAGAAAAGGGCAGGGAGUCCUUCAGCCUUGGAGCACAAAGGGAGAAAAGGGGGUGAGAGGGAGCAAAUGAGAGACUGAGCCUGUCAUGUAGGCUUAGUACAGGUGCCAGUCUGGGGCCAGUCAGGGAAACAACAGGGUUUUGGUGCCAUCUUUUAAGCAGCCAAAGGCAUGCUGCUUCAGUAACUUGCUGCCUGAGGAGCACUGCGUUGUGGUUUGGGGCCAUUUGCCAAUCUGCAGCGAGGGGCAGGGCCACUGGGGCCCCUCAGCCAAUAAGAAGUGUGGGGGGACCCUGCCACAAUAAGCCUGUGAAAAUGGCACCCGGCACCACAAUCAACCUGUGAAAUUGUCCAUCUGUCACUUCGAUUUGGGUAGGUCCGUAAUCAUCAUGGUAAUUAGCUGUCUCAGCCAUGCAGAAGAAUGAUUCCAUGUUAUUUCAAGUACAUACUAAGACUCAUUUGGCAUAGUUAAACUUUUCUUUUGCUUUCAAUUUUACUGUAAGCAUUAGUACCUAUCAUAAGACAUGCCAAAUCCUGGCAUCUUCUGGGAGGAGAGGUUAAAACUGACCUCCCUGGGCACGUCUACAUGAGAUGUUUUAUUGCGAAGCUGACUAAUUAGCUCCGCAGUAAAGCAUCACCAUCUACACAUGUGGCACUAUUAGGCCAGAGUAACCAAAUUAACUCUGCUCUAGUAUAGUAGUGCCUGACACAAGUCCUGUGCUACAGCAGUGUUACUAAUAUGUGUAGAUGCUGGUGGGGCUGGCUGGUGCAUGAGGGUGCUACAGUUGGGGGCUGCCUGCUAGCUUGCCCCCCACUGUAGCCCCUAUGAACGACGCAUGUCCCCGGAUGCUGGGGGGGCACGGCAACCACCCACAGGCGGCGGCAAUGGCAAUGGUUGGGGCAUGGCAGCAGUGAGCAGAGAGUUCCCAUAGGUGGCCACGGUGGUGGCGGCAGCAGGGAGGUCGGGGGUGGCGAGUGCCAACCGGUGGUUGGCAACCACCCACAGAUGCUACCAGCAGUAUUGGCAGUGGCCAAUGGCUAUUGGGAACUACCCGCAGAUGCCGCUGGCAGUGUUGGCAGUGAGGGUGGGGGGUAGUGAGCGGCAGCCCUUCUGUCAGGGAGUCUACCACCAAUCUCAGGGAUGCACAUGCACGCACAUGCAUAUGCACCCACAUGUCAGUAGGUAGGUGUCUCACCUAUGUGCCCUAGCCAGCCCCUUUGCAGCAUGUUGGGCCAUGUCAGGCCCCCACAAACUGUGCCGGAGUUUAUUGCUCCACCUUAAUUUCACAUGUAGACCUGCCCUCUGAAGACACAAUUUUUCAGUCAGUGGGAGUGCGCUUAUUCCGUCAGGGUCCAAGCAUAACCUUUAAUUCUAGUCCUAUAAAAUCCUUCCCUGUCUUUACUCAAAAGACAUCACAUAUGUCCAUUACUAUGGUUCCCUUUGGUAAAGCAUCCAUACUGUUAUUUGUCUUCUUUGAAUGUUGACAGGUUCUAAUGUAGUCUUACUGUUUUUUAGUUCUAGAUAAACUUGUGGCACCAUUUGACAGAUCCACCUCAGACGCAGUUGGCACCAUGUCCUACAUUUAAGCCGAUUGCAUUAUAUAUCUUAAGAAAUGUAAUUAGGCAUAGAGUAAUUUUGCACACUACAUCACCUUAAUAAGUUGCAAACACUAACAUUCCUCAAGGGCAAUGGAAGUUUCAGCUAGUUGCUACAGUUUCUAUUAUUUCAUGUUCAUAUUUUAUAGAUGCAAUUAAUUAGUGGUAAUAUUGGGAAUCACACUCAUUCUUUAUAUUCAGUGAGUUGGCAGUCUGCUUAAUCUGUCAAAAGUGCAGGUACAGCACUUUAUUAAAACGAAAUCUGUAAUGGGUCCAUAGGAGUAUGUUAUUUUUACCUGCAGCUUGUAGAUAGCUAGAUUCCAUCAAAAUUUGAGAGUGCUGUUAUUUAUAAUCUCUGCCAUACCAUGCAAGAGCCAGGCCUCCCUCACCAUUUCCUGUGCCAGCACAGUGCAAGAGCAGAUGACUUGCAUUGCAAGCAAAACAAAAGUAUCUCGGGAUGCGGCGACAGGCCAGAAGGAGCGCUGUUCUGAGGAACACUGCCCGCUCAUGACCUAGAAGUCAUGUAGCUGAAUUACUGUAGCACUGCGCUCAGGCUCUGUGAAGAGGCAGAGUUUACUGAAACUAGCAUAUGCAGAAUAGGUGUGGCAGGUCUCAGCAUUGCGCUGCUUUGAGCUGUACAGCCGUACCCAUCACGUUUCAGUUUAGCUGUGGCCCAGAGCUUUUGAUUUCUUCCAGCAUUUUUAGGCACUUUUACGUUGAGCAAAAUUUUUAAAGCAAAGCAAUUGUAGCCUGUCAAACAAUCAUAUUAAACCACACAUAUAGAAAGUCGUUCUUGAAAAAGGCCAAACCCCCAAGAUUGUGGUGACCCACACCCCAGGGUAGCCGAGCAGCUCAUAAUCUUUCGUCUAAUUUUAUGACAUCUCCCAAAGUUAUUUUCCUUUCUGAAUAAAGGCACAGUGAUAGCAAUGACCUUAAAAAGAAGGAGGAAGUCCAGACAGAAAACUGCCAUUUGCAUUCACUGGGGUUUGAUGCCUCUUGCAACCCAGCAGUGUUUCAGCUGGGUCGUGCAAAUAUGACUCUGGCCUCUUCUUACUGCCUCAUGCUCCCAUUUAGCAAGGUGCUCAGCACAGACAAACCCCCAUGCCCACAGUAAGGCUCCUCUUGAAGGCAGGGGUCCCCACACUUUGAACAGACACCCUUACUGGGUCACCCAAUAGUAUGCAGCUCCCUGAUAUUCAAAAGAGAGUGUAUUCUGCUCUGUAGGACCUGCAAACGUUAUUGUUCUCUACAUCCAUUACUUGUUCACAGUUGCAGCAAUCAUAAAAGGCCUUUUUGUGACUGCCUGAUAACUGGACUUUUCUCCUGCACAGUAUGAAGCCACAAUGUGGGUGAUGUUCAGCACCUUAAAAGGAGUCAUCACUGCACAUAAACAAUCACCACUGUCUAGUCCUUCAGACAUCCGUGGCUUUCCCUUUUCUUAUAACACACUUGCAAAUAUACUGUCUUACAAGCAGCGAUGUCGUUUUUAAGUGCUAGUAGAUCUUGAAACAUGCAACCUGGUUUUCGUGGCUUUUAGUUUGUAAAAAUUGUAAGAAAAAAGAGAAAUUUCUUCUAUGCUCAGACUUUAUAUUACACUACUCAACCUGCAUGGGUAGUUUUUUAAUGGUAGGUAUUCCUAAGCAGGUACUAGUAUGAGGCAUCACUAUUGCUCCUUACCAUGUGUUUAUGUAUGUUUAAAUAACGGGGUGUUUUAAUAUAGAGUUUGAUAUAGAGAGUCUGGAUUAGACUUGCUUAGGAUAGAAAACAGUGCAUGGUUAAAAAAAACCUGAAUGAAUAAUUUUCAUAAUUUUUUCGAGCAUUUUAUUAUUACAAUAAUUUGUACAAACAACAGCCCUCCACUGUCGUAUGGGAGAAGUGGGUUUAGCUUUUGGAUUUGCCCAGGUGUGCUCAUGGGCAAAACAAAUCAUACAUCACAUGUCAGGGCAGACUCCUGUUUCCACUGAAGGAGUUUCCAUGGGCUGUCAUCGAAGCAGGGUCCCUAGAUUCAUAGAUUGUAAAGCCAGAAGGGACCUUGGAAGAUCAUCGGGUCCAACCCCCUAGUGCUUGGGAAGGAUGUGACUGUUGUUACUCAACAGUCCCUCUUUUUUACACCGGUGUAAAAAGUUGAGAAGGGACCCCAGUAACAUUUCAGCUAAGGCCAAGCUUAGAAAACUUUGUUUAAAAAUGUUGGUCUAACAACAGGGGCAGAUUUUUAUGACAUUUUCAUAUCAGUAAAUGCCCCAAUGUAGAUACAGAUAUUCCAGCAUAACGGUGCUUUUGCCAUUAGGGCUUGUUGUGUUCAAGGAACUGGCAUCAGCUCUGCCAGCAAAAGUACGUUACACUGGAAGAGUUCUCUGGUGUAUCUGGAGCUAUUCUGCCAGCCCUUUAAUAGCAUAUAAAGGUUAUGAAGCGGGGUGGCUGGAGGAACAAGGUGAAAUGCAAGAGCAAGUACAAACAGGAGGGGCUCUUAAGUUGGAACAAAUGUGCGUGAACUCUUGGCAUCUGACUCAGGAGGGUUGGUAGGGAAUGGUAUGAGUGACUGCGGGAAGGGUUGGUGAGUGUUUUAGUGUGUUGGCACCAGAGUAGGAGCUGCCGAUCUGUGUGUUUCCUUUAGCAGCUUUCAAGCCACUUGUCAAUUUUUUUAUAUUAACUUCAUUCACAUUUUAGACCCUGAUCUUGCUGCCUUCCUUACCUUGUCCCAUUGAUGUCAGUAGGAGUUUGCUUAAGCAAAGACCUCACGGUUGGGUAGUAUUUUAUUGUCUCUUUAUUCCAAUGGUUGAGUUAUUGUCCUUUCAAGAAGACAUGUCUGAAACAAUCAAAGCUGGCAUGAGUUUGGUAUUGUAAUAGGAAGAGGGCGGUAUAUGCAGUUGUGUAGUUAUUACAAUAGCAUGUAUAUUUUAAAGCAUAUGGUGACCCGGAUAGGCCAAACAAAAACAAGUUUGGAUGAAACUUCAAAUUAAUUAAUUUUAUUGUAUUUUCCUUGCUGGCCAGAGUCAAGUCCUUGGCUGAUAUAAAUUGGCAGAGCUCCAUCAACCUCGGUGGAGUCUCACCAUUUCACACCAUCCUAGGAUCGGGCCUAAAGUGCACACUGUUGUCUGAUCAGAGCAGAGCAAGAGCCUGUGCAGAGCUACAUGAUAGAGGUAAUGCAGCACAUGCUGGACUAGUCACCAGCCCUGAUUCUGACUUUACAGCACUGUCAAACCUGGUAGCUAAUCAGGAGAGGUGCCUCAUGCCCAGACUGAGCUCGGUGGAAAUGAGAACCUAGCAGAAUUGAGGCCUAAAACAGGAGUGUUAACUCUGCUGCAACAAAUGAAGUUUCACGAUGUAAAACCUAUGUAAAUUAGAUCAGAAUUAGCCCUGCACUGCCAGCUCAUAACUGUUUGCAAUGGCCUUUCUUUUGCUUGCUUUUCUUUUGUAUUUUCAAGAAGUUGUGGUCAGUUCAUUUUAACCUACCAGUACUGAUUUGUAAAAUACUGUAGAUGUUGUGACUAAUUCUUACUUGCCUGGCUCUAUCCUGAGAUGUGGGAAAUGAGAUAGUGUUUAAAGUCACAGAUCAAGAAACAGUCGCUUAAGUUUCUUGUACCUGAUCUAAUUGACAAAACAAGAGCUUCCAUAAUAUUUGUAUUUCAGAUAUUGUACAAGAGUUGCUGUAAAUCUAAAUCUCUGUACUUCUCUCCUUUAGACUGAUAACAUUGUGAACACUGUGAAUAUUCCUUCUGUGAAGGCUUUUGAAUUGACAGUUUUGUAUUCCUGUUUCUGCUAAUGACUGCUUUUUUUCUCUGUCUAUGACUAUUUGGUAAAUAAAUAUGUAUUAAUCAACUGAAAAUGUAACUAAAUAUAAUGUGUCAGAAACCUUUG
This is a messenger RNA of Alligator mississippiensis (American alligator), 10532 nucleotides long. RefSeq names its product phospholipase D1 (gene PLD1). Gene Ontology annotation, molecular function: phosphatidylinositol binding; D-type glycerophospholipase activity. Bases 212 to 3430 code for a protein of 1072 amino acids. Gene Ontology annotation, biological process: cell motility; phosphatidic acid biosynthetic process; regulation of microvillus assembly. The record is from RefSeq and is a predicted model, not a curated record. NCBI's taxonomy places the organism in Eukaryota, Metazoa, Chordata, Crocodylia, Alligatoridae. The transcript has 27 exons.